CUCUCGCUGGGAAUGGCGGAGGGAGAGAAAAACCAAGAUUUCACUUUCAAGAUGGAAAGUUCGUCAGACUCAGCUGUGGUUUUACCUAGCACUCCUCAGGCCUCUGCGAAUCCAUCAUCUCCCUAUACAAAUAGUUCACGAAAACAACCUAUGAGUGCAACACUUAGAGAAAGAUUAAGGAAAACAAGAUCUUCAUUUAAUUCCUGUUACAAUGUGGUGAAACGUCUUAAAGUAGAGAGUGAAGAAAAUGAUCAGACCUUUUCAGACAAACCAGCAUCUUCCACAGAGGAAAACUGUUUGGAAUUUCAAGAAAGUUUUAAACACAUAGAUAGUGAAUUUGAAGAAAAUACAAAUUUGAAAAAUACUUUGAAGAAUCUCAGUGUCUGUGAAUCUCAGUCACUUCAUUCUGGAUCAUGCAGUGCUCUCCAAAAUGAGUUCAUGAAUGAGAAUCUUCCUAAACAAAGAUUAAACGAUGAAAAAGCCAAAUUGGUGAAGCAGGUUCAGGAGAAAGAAGACCUUCUUCGGAGGCUAAAACUAGUCAAAAUGUAUAGAUCAAAGAAUGAUCUGUCUCAGUUACAGUUGUUAAUAAAGAAGUGGAGAAGUUGUAGCCAGCUGUUGCUUUAUGAGUUGCAGUCAGCUGUGUCUGAAGAGAACAAGAAACUGAGCCUUACUCAAUUGAUAGACCACUAUGGGUUAGAUGAUAAAUUGCUGCACUAUAACAGAAGUGAAGAAGAAUUUAUAGAUGUUUAAUUCCUGAUUUUUGCUCCAGAAUAUCUUUGAGAAUGACAACUUAAUUAAAAGAUAUUUAGGCACUUUUUUUUUUUUUUUUUGGAGACUGAGUCUCGCUCUUGUCACCCAGGCUGGAGUGCAAUGGCGUGAUCUCAACUCACUGCAACCUCCACCUCCCAGAUUCUAGCAGUUCUCCUGCCUCAGCCUCCCGAGUAGCUGAGAUUACAGGCACCUGCCACCACGCCCGGCUAAUUUUUGCAUUUUUAGUAGAGACUGGGUUUCACCAUGUUGGCCAGGCUGGUCUCGAACUCCGGCCUCAGGUGAUCCACUCGCCUAGGCUUCCCAAAACUAUUAGGGCUCAGAGGAAUGUAUCCCGAUGAACAUCAAUUAAGGGUACUCUAAUAUAUAAAUUAUAAACUAACUUCUAGAAGGAAAAUUAGUAUUUUGGAUAGACUUGCCAAAGAAAACUUGAUAUUUAAAUCAUGUUUAAAAAGUCAUUUGGGCAGUUCUGGAAAUUAGUUUUAAUACAUUUGUUUUUUGUGGCAAAAAGUUUUAUUUUAAAUGUUAAAAAUUGUCCACUCUGGUAAAUGUCUAAACCUAAAGUUUAAAAAUUUCUGCCUCCUAAGUUUAUGCACCUUGUUUCCAUCCAUUUACCGCAUAUUUCCAUCUGAUAAUCUAGCAGGUAAUUAAACUCAUAUGUCCAAAACUAUA
This is a messenger RNA of Mandrillus leucophaeus (drill), 1440 nucleotides long. It is a transcript of the gene SFR1, whose product is annotated as SWI5-dependent recombination repair 1. Lineage: Eukaryota; Metazoa; Chordata; Mammalia; Primates; Cercopithecidae. Bases 13 to 750 code for a protein of 245 amino acids. Gene Ontology annotation, biological process: positive regulation of DNA-templated transcription; double-strand break repair via homologous recombination. Gene Ontology annotation, cellular component: Swi5-Sfr1 complex. The record is from RefSeq and is a predicted model, not a curated record. The transcript is spliced from 4 exons.